Molecule: messenger RNA, 1863 nt
Organism: Lolium rigidum
Lineage: Eukaryota; Viridiplantae; Streptophyta; Magnoliopsida; Poales; Poaceae
Product: protein SOSEKI 3-like
Exons: 6
Coding region: 1-1581 (526 amino acids)
Source: RefSeq, a predicted model, not a curated record
AUGGAGAGCCGAGGGAGGCGGCCGCGGAGCCCGGAGCGGCAGAGGCCGACGGCGAGGAAGGUGCCCGUGGUCUACUACCUCACGCGGAGCCGCCACCUCGAGCACCCGCACUUCGUCGAGGUGCCGGCGUCCUCCUCCACGGAGGGACUCUACCUCAGAGAUGUGAUCAACCACCUCAACACGGUGCGCGGCAAGGGCAUGGCCGCCAUGUACUCGUGGUCUUGCAAGAGGAGCUACAAGAACGGGUUCGUGUGGCACGACCUCGCUGAGGAUGACCUCGUCCUCCCGGCCACUGACGGAGAGUAUGUGCUCAAGGGCUCCGAGCUCCUGGACCAACCUUCUUCAGGUCAAUUUUACCAUGGCAGUAAUGGUAACCAGAAGCAGCAGAGCAGGCUGAAAGAGGGUACAAGGUUGCCACUGUCAAGGGAGGCUUCAUUUUCCUCCUCCCCUCCUAGUGUGACAGUUAGAGAAGCCAAGCCACAGCGUGCGCCUUCAGUGCCCUCCCCGGACGAGGAAGGUUCCCCCUCGCCAUGCCGGGGUAACUCCUCGGAGACCAUGUCACCUGAGUCUGAGCCCCAGAGGACUGUCAUGUCAAGGGCUAGCCCGGUCAAUCCAGCAGAAUUCAGGGUUUACAAGCCCACCGGCUCGAUGGAUGCCGCAACUCAAACCGAUGACCUUGGGAGAAGAUCAGCCCGGAAGUUACCUGAGAUGCAUAAGAAGAGCCUGAGCACUGAUCACGACUCGGUGGUUCGUGAAGUUACCGAGUACCGGAACCAGAGCUAUCCGCGCCGAUCAGCAGAGCUCCAGGGGAUUUCCAGGGAUGUCAUGUCCCAGUGUCCUACUCCACUGAGCAUAGCUUCCACCCAUGGCAAGUCCGAGAGUCUAGAGUCGUUGAUACGAGCUGACAACGCUGCGACAAAUAGCUUCAGAAUUCCUGAAGAGGAUGACAUUGUUGUGCCGACCUGCCCGAAGCUGAGGCCAGCGAAUGUACUGAUGCAGCUCAUCACUUGUGGUUCACUUUCAGUGAAAGAUCAUGACAAUAUUGGACUUGUGGGGGCUUACAAGCCAAGGUUCCCGAACCUGAAGUUCCCCUCGCCGUUAAUUUCUCGCUCCAUGAUGAUGGGUGAGCUUGAUUACCUAUCAGAGAAUCCCAGAUUCAUAGGGACGCGGUUUGAAGAUAAGGAGUAUUUUAGCGGGAGCAUUAUUGAGACUAAGACGCAGAGAGACGUUCCCGCUGAGAAGCACUCAGUCCUUAAGCGGUCUUCUUCCUACAACGCAGAAAGGGGCAGUGACACCCUCUGUGACUGCGCAAGACCUGAUGAAGAAGAUACUGUAUCGCGCUCAAGGUGCCUACCGCUGACGCCGAUACUGUCGUCGUUCCUGCACCCGAAGAACGAGGUGCAGAAUUCCCCGAUCUCAGACUGCCGGAGGAGCUCCUCGGCCGGGCCAGACUCCAGCUUGGCCUCUGGGGACGGCGGAAGCAAGAGGUUCACCGACGCCUCGGUUGCGCCGGCGACAGCGAGGAUAGACUCCUUCAGGAAGGAGAAUAAGGAGAAGCUCGUCAAGAUUGAAGAAAGUUAAGUGCUCCAACCUUUUGCCAGUAGACUGGGCUGUCGUCAGGAGCUCGCGUCGUGAUCCAGUGCACCGUGCCUUGUGAUGACAGUGACGAAGGUUAAAUUCUGAAGAUUUACUUGCAGUUGCCGGCUUGCAGCUAAUAUACCUGGUCGCGUGGUGUAGGGUUUCUCUUUAGACAAGUUGCCGAAGAAAGGAGAAGUGCAUUGUUGUAUUAGGCGUGCAAUCUGUUCAGUGUAAUUUAUUUAUUUUCCUUUCUUUCAUGUCUUUGAAUUUUUGUUUUUAUCACAG